Messenger RNA from Brassica napus (rape), 575 nucleotides. RefSeq lists its product as uncharacterized. Lineage: Eukaryota; Viridiplantae; Streptophyta; Magnoliopsida; Brassicales; Brassicaceae. The record is from RefSeq and is a predicted model, not a curated record. The coding region runs from base 142 to 477 and encodes 111 amino acids. The transcript has a single exon.
ACUUCGUUGUUUCUAAGUAAGACACGCAUACACACACAUGGGAACAAAGGAACCAGUCUCCUUCUCUGUUCUAUUAUUUAUAAUCUUCUGGAAAAGCUAUCUUUCUUUUUCAGAACAGAAGAAGAAAAAAUAGAAACACCUAUGGCUCUGUCUUGUAGCUUCUCGCUUUCAGUGUUUCUCUUGAUCGCUGUGUCGGUUCAAUGGGCUCUGGUUUUUAGUGAAUCCACAAUCUCAGCUUCUCCUGCUGUCUUACCGUAUAUCAAUGCACCAGAUAUGUCUUCAUUUUUCCCUUCUCCGACCAAAAACCGGUCAUUUGAUACUGCUGCCUCUCCUGUUCCAGAAGCACCCGCGCCUGGUCCUAGCUCAGGCCAGUUUAAUGGGAAUGUUGUAGGCAUGUCGAUGCAGCUCCGUCCUGAUCUUUCUUUGGUUCUGGUCAUUGUUGGUAUCUGUGGGACUGUUACUUCAUUAAUGUUGUAAUCUUUGUAGUUCGCUUUUACAGUGUCACCGUUAAUACGUGUGUAUGCGUAUUUUGUUUAAAUAAAACAAAUUCAAUUAAGCAGUAUAAUUGCUUUCAA